CCCCGAUUGCAUGAAAUGGAACGCAUGUAAUAUUGCAAAUGUCGUCCUGUCAGAAAUAAUAUUUCCUCAAUCUGGCGCAGUUUUUGCUGCAUUUUAUUUGAUAAUCGUGAUUGUUUUAACUUUCUUCCUCAAAUUAAAAAGAUGGAUAAAAGGAAACUGUCUACGGCCGGAGACAGCUUGUACCAGAUACUCCAGGUUCCCAAAACAGCGACACAAGACGACGUUAAAAAAAGCUAUAGGAAAUUAGCGCUAAAGUAUCAUCCUGAUAAAAAUCCCAACAACCCGGAAGCUGCGGACAAAUUCAAAGAAGUAAAUCGUGCUCACACUAUACUAAGCGAUGCCACAAAGAGGAAUAUCUACGACAAUUACGGGUCACUCGGAUUAUACAUCGCUGAACAAUUCGGAGAAGAAAACGUCAACGCCUAUUUCGUCGUGACAAGUACUUGGUGUAAAGCGCUUUUCGUCGUAUGUGGCAUUCUGACCGGGUGCUACUUCUGUUGCUGCCUGUGCUGCUGUUGCAACUGCUGCUGCGGCAAGUGCAAGCCCCGUCCGCCUGAGGAGUCCGGGGACUACCACACUUUGGAGCGUGAUGACUCGGACGGCGUGCAGGCCGUGACAGUGCAGCCGGGCGGCGAGGGCCGGCCCAAGGGGGAGCAGGCGCCGCCGAUCGCCAUGCCGAUGCCGCCGCCGGCGUACGCGCCCAGCGCCUCCGAGAACACAGGCCUCAACACAGAUGCGCCAGUCACCCGCUAUUAGAAUUUAGUUGGUUACCUCUCAGGCACCUUACUUCGGAACAAAACUGAACGUGAAAGAGUUGUUGACCUGUCUCUAUUACAUGUAAAUAAAUUAUUAAUAUUUGGCACUUUUAAAUUUAAAGACACUGUUCAUAUUAGCUGUACACCAUGCUUUGAAACUGAAGGCCUAGUUUAUGUGUUAAUUUUAUAAAAAAUAUAUGUAAUAUUAUUUUUUCAUUCUUGGGGGCUGCCAUAUCUGUUAGUUAGCUGCUGACUUGAUAUGGAUUAAAGUUGAUAAAAAUAAUAUCUGCAUGUAGUCUUUGAAACAGGUAACUUUUCUUAAUACCUCAACUCAAGAUCCUAAACUUUUAUUUUGGUGUUCACUAUUUCUGAAACUUAUAAUUUACUCAGAAUACAGAACAAACCAGAAGGAGUGUUCGAUAACAUUUCUACGCGGCAACUUGUGUCCAAAAUACUUCCCCUCCCGCGCCCCUCUACCCCCUUUAGUGUUACUAGCGCCGUGUGACACCCCCAUUUUUGGGGUAAAAUUAUGUAAUUUUUUAAAGAGAUGUUAAACAAGUAAAAAAUAAGUAAGUGAAAUAAGUACACACGGCCACAGUGUUAACUAUCCAUUGCCGUUUUUGCUCUCGCUCUCAUCAAAUGGUGAUUCUUUGCGAUAGAACGAGACGACAUGACUGGCCAUAGGCAUAGAUAGUACCUACCUACCUAUGAAUUUAAUUUUUACUCCGAAGUAACUAAGUGUAGAUGAUUAUUUAUUUCUAUUAAAUAGUGUAAUAUACUACAUGUAGGUAUAAUAUGUUAUUUAAAAGUCAAUUACAAAAGUCGAAUAUAAAUUUUAGAAUGCCAAGUAAAACAAAAAAGAAACUUAAGGUUCUUUAUUAUGUAAACAUAUCGACAACAAAACAUUUGUUUACGGCGCAGUAGUGCUUUUAGUUUAACUUUUCUUGGAGUCAAAAACAGAAUCCAAAUCAAAAACAUCACCAAUACUUGAAUUUGAUUGCGAGGCAACUCUGGCUGUGUAUGCUGAAAGAAAAUCAGAGUAAGUAUGUAAGCAAUAAUUAAUUACUUAAAAUUAUUAUUAAAUAUACAAAUAUUGCUGCUGCUGAUCUGUUGAUACCAAUGCCUUACUUUUGAAUAAAUGGGAAAGUAUGAAAUUCACGAUAGUAAUUUAUUAUCUCCUCAUUAUUUAGGGAGUAAUAUUAUAAAUUAAUUCAAAUAUUAAAAUCAAAUCAAAAUCAAAAAUAUUUAUUUAGUUUAGACCACAAGUGGCACUUAUAAUUUAAUUAAUCAGGUUGUCAUGUCAUGGAUGAAAUUACACUAAAAACUAAUUAAAACAAAAAGGAUGGGGAAAAUAUUCCAUUAUUCUGUGGUAACGCUAACAAAAUUAACGCGUGAAUUUUUUAUAGACAAAUUAAUGUAAUUCAAUAUAAAAAAGUAGGGUAAAAUAUUCCGUUGACCUGUGGCAACACUUACAAAAUACAACCGUGAUUUUUUGGAAAAUUAUUAUUUAAUUAAAAUGAAUUGGAAAUGUGCUACUUACGGAUAAAACAUGAUCCCAUGCACUUUCUUCGUAAUUCCAGUAGCAUUCUUACAUGUUGGAACGGCACAAGACGGCAUAAUUUAAUUAUAAAGUGUCAAUCUGACGGAUAUGUAAACAAUGCGCGCGCCGGCCAUUGACUAAUUGCUCUAAAGUCAAAUUAGUGCGAUUCGGAGUAAUUUAUAUGAAUACACAUUUACGCCCGUUGACGGUUUCUGGUUUGUUCCGUAUUCUGAGAUAAUUUAUAACUUUUUUUGGCAUUUUAGGGAGAGAAAAUAUUGAAAGCGCAAUUUUUUUAAAUACUUUUUUCGUAGUAAGUAAUUGGUUAUUAUUUGUUUGUUGUAAUUUUUUCUGGUUGUUUAUUAUAUUAAAUUUAAUUUUCCAUAAGAUUUUAUUCUUCAAAUUUUUUCAUUAUUCUAUUUUGCUAGCUUAGAUUAGCAGAAAUGGCAGUCCCAUUUGUGUAUGUUACAAUAGUUUGUUGAUUUUAAAAUAUUGGUUCCAAUUGAUGUGUCCUUUUAAAAUUCUUGGUGUUAUUACACUUCUUCUUAUUUUAUUGCAUUAACAUUUAAUUUUAUUUAGCUUGAUAAGUAUAUUGCAGUAGGUUUAAUUUAGGUAUUGAAAUAAAUUGUAUGUCCUUAAUAAUGAUAAUGAGUUAUUUGGCUUAGAGAAGCCUAAUUUUAUAAAAUCCACAUAUGUUUUCGUAUUGUGAAGUAAAUUUAAGCUACACAAUUCCAGCAUAGUUUAUACCUUAACACGUAUAUUCAUAUUUAAUGUUAGUUUUGAUUCUAAUGUGUGUGAUGUACCGAGAAUACACUGCUGUGGGGUCAAUCAAAAAUAGAGUAAACCCGAAAGUUUAUAAACGAUUCAUAUGUGAUGUAAAAUUCACAGUAUUGUCAGUAUCAACAGUAUAAACGCAAUUUUUGAACUGCAGAACAGAGUGUAAUUGAUUUAUUACAAUGUUUACUUAAACGACCUAGUUUUGUGUGACCAUUACUUUAGAAAUGAUUUAGGUAUUAUAUUUUAAGAGACGAUACAGCUUUCAUUUUCGUAAUGAUCACUGGGUUAGUUAUAUUCCUAUUUAUACUACGAGUAAUAUUAAAAAGUAUGCUGUAAAAUACGUGUUUCAACAUUUAAGAUUGCGGUAGUCAAAUAGUCCAACUUAUGUGGGCGUGUCUAAAGUGCGUGUCUCUCUCGACUUACGCACGCAAAAAGUAGUUAACACGUAACAUUAAUGCCGCUUUGGGUCGUAUGAAAUGGACUUUAACGUAUUUAUAUUAUUAAAGUAAUUUGAAUUUCAGCUUCUUUAAAUCUUUUUCGUGAUUUCGUGUUAUUUAUCUUAUGAUAAUCCUAUAUUUACGCCCAAAGUAUAUGUUAUAAUUUCCAUACAAGCCUAGAUUAGGUCGCAAAAAAUCGAUAUAGCAUCGAAACCCUUUCAAAUUUUGUAUGGAAUAAUGACUGACUAGCGCAACCUUAUAGCAUCGAUUGUAAUUGUAACGUUGAUUGCAAUUUUGUAUUAAGACUAUUAGAAUGUUGAAGAACACCGUUCGUGUAUUAUAAUGUUAUGGUACUAGUCAACGAGUAUUUAUAACGACAAUGUCAAGUAAGGUUUAAAAUGUUAAAAAUGUAAUUACACUUGAUUAACUUCAAUCAAAUAAAUAUCUGCAUAACUA
This is a messenger RNA of Ostrinia nubilalis (European corn borer), 3962 nucleotides long. RefSeq names its product dnaJ homolog subfamily C member 5 (gene Csp). The coding region runs from base 142 to 756 and encodes 204 amino acids. The transcript has 2 exons. Gene Ontology annotation, biological process: regulation of neuromuscular synaptic transmission. Lineage: Eukaryota; Metazoa; Arthropoda; Insecta; Lepidoptera; Crambidae. Gene Ontology annotation, cellular component: type Is terminal bouton. The record is from RefSeq and is a predicted model, not a curated record.